Molecule: messenger RNA, 886 nt
Organism: Fragaria vesca subsp. vesca
Lineage: Eukaryota; Viridiplantae; Streptophyta; Magnoliopsida; Rosales; Rosaceae
Exons: 6
Coding region: 11-493 (160 amino acids)
Biological process (GO): P450-containing electron transport chain
Cellular component (GO): mitochondrion
Molecular function (GO): 2 iron, 2 sulfur cluster binding
Source: RefSeq, a predicted model, not a curated record
CACAAACGCCAUGUCGUUCCGGCCGGAGCGAUUCUCCGGCGCCGGAAAAUACCACAAGCCAGCUGAUUUUCUUCCGAGAAGGAAAUCGGUCUUAAUCUCCUGCGCCGGAAGUUCGCCGGAAUCGCCACCGAGUAAGCCGGAAAUUGAGCUCGAAUUUAUAGCGCCGAAGCCGGAGAACGACGGGUCGUACGCGGUGGAGAAGGCGACGGCGAUAAGUGGGGAGAAGCUCCUGAGGAGCAUAAUGAAGGAUAACAAGAUCGAGCUUUACGCCACGUAUGGGAAACUGAUGAACUGUGGAGGUGGUGGAAGCUGUGGGACUUGUAUUGUAGAGAUUAUUGAUGGGAAGGAUCUUUUAAAUGAAAGAACGAAUGCUGAACUCAAAUAUUUGAAAAAGAAACCUGAAUCUUGGAGACUAGCUUGCCAAACUAUUGUGGGAAAUAAAGAAAAUUCUGGGAAGGUUGUUGUUCAGAGGAUUCCCCAGUGGAAAAAGUAACAGAUUCCAUGCCAUUGCUAUUAUAACACCUAAUGGUAAAAUGUUUUAACUUGGAAUGCAAAUAUCCUCAUAUCUAUGUUAUUGGUUACUCCAUUGAGUACCACAUAACAGAUUUAGUGUUCUUGUUUAGAGGUCUGUAUCACUAUUACAAUACCAUUUGUAGACAUCUAUAUCAUCAUCUGUCACUACGAAAUGUAUCGUAAUCCAUGUUCAAUUUGAACUGCAAUGCUUGUCUCUGUUACCUACCAAGUACCAGUGUCUAUGGCUAAGCUUCCAUACUUUCUGUGAAUAAGUUAGGAGAUUCAUAAAAAAAAAAGGUCCCGAGGUCAAACAUGAUGUGGAGUGGGGAAGAAGAUAAGGAAGGAGCGCAAAUGGGUGUCUUUGGCUGUUGUA